Molecule: messenger RNA, 2268 nt
Organism: Dioszegia hungarica
Lineage: Eukaryota; Fungi; Basidiomycota; Tremellomycetes; Tremellales; Bulleribasidiaceae
Product: transcription factor
Exons: 8
Coding region: 1-2268 (755 amino acids)
Cellular component (GO): SBF transcription complex; MBF transcription complex
Molecular function (GO): DNA binding; protein binding; transcription regulator activity
Source: RefSeq, a predicted model, not a curated record
AUGGUGCAGCUCACGCCGGGCCAGUCGGGGGUGUUUGGAGGAGUUAUGGGUGCGAGAGGAGUACAGACUGGUGCGCAAGUCUAUGCUAGUGUAUAUUCAGGAAUUCCUGUUUUCGAGGCGAUGAUACGCGGGAUCUCGGUCAUGCGUCGAUCGUCAGACUCUUGGGUCAAUGCCACGCAGAUUCUGAAGGUCGCAGGUAUCCCCAAGUCCCAAAGGACAAAGAUCUUGGAGAAGGAGAUUAUGGUCGGUCUGCACGACAAGGUGCAGGGCGGGUACGGAAAGUAUCAGGGAACAUGGAUCCCAUUCCAACGCGGCCAAGAUCUCGCACAGCAGUACGGCGUCACCUCAUACCUCGCCCCCAUCUUUGACUUUAUCCCCUCCCCCAGCAAUAUUGCUGCUCUCCCCGUCGCUCGCGGCGGUACGCCCGACACUGGCAACCAAAAGACACCCGGCGCGGCCGCCGGCUACAACGCCAUGAUGUCAAGCCAUACACCUCGUACAGCUGCGAUGGGCGGUCCUCAGUCCGCAGGCGGUACUGGCGGACCCGGACGCGUCUACUCGCCUCUGCACCAAUCGGAACUUCCCCCUCCUCCACCACCGCAAUUCGGCGGGCCCAUGCAAAACGCGGACAUGAUUAUGGCGGGCCAGCACCAACAGCACCAAAUGUACCAGCCCAUGUACUUUGCUCCGCCGGGUAUGAUGCCUGGCGGUCCGCAGCGGGGCCCGGACGGACUCGGACCUCCCCUCGACGUCAACGACUCGGACGACGAGAUGGGAGACAAGCCUCCACUGCCGUCGUCGAUGCGGCUGUGCACCAAGCCUACUCGGCCAAAGCCGUCUCCUGCUGCCGGCCGGUCAAGGGCAAAGCUGCUCGAGCUUUUCCAAGCUACCGAGGGCGUCAAUGUGCGGGCUUUCCUCGGCCUACCACCGGCGACGAAUGGUACGGACGGAGAAGACGCAGAUGCCGAGGCGGAACCGGUCGACAUCGGGAUUGACAUCGAUACUGUCAUUGACGAGCAGGGGCAUACUGCUCUGCACUGGGCCGCCUCACUCGCGCUCACCGAUCUCGUCCGGCAGCUGGUCGAGCUCGGCGCGGAUAUCCACCGGGGCAACUAUGCGGGCGAAACAGCACUUAUGCGCUCGGUCCUCACCACCAACCAGGCCGAGGCCAAUACAUUCUCCGAGCUCUUACAAUCUCUCGCGCCAAGUAUCCGCACACUCGACCACGCGUACCGUACCGUCAUACAUCACAUCGCGCUCGUAGCUGGCAUCAAGGGCCGAGCGGGGAGUGCGAGACAAUACCUCAUUGGUGUGCUGGGCUGGGUCGCCAAGGAGCAGCAAUCGGCCGCGGCAGCUUCGGCCUCAGGGUCGAACGCGUCCGAAAGCGGUCUCGGCAGUGGUGCCAAGUCCGGACUGAGCAUGAAGACGCUGGUGGACGUGCAGGACGUGCAUGGGGAUACGGCGCUGAACGUCGCGGCGAGAGUGGGGAACAGAGGAUUGGUGGGGCUGUUGGUCGAAGCUGGGGCGGACAAGGCGCGGGCAAACAAGCUGGGGUUGAAGCCGGCCGACUUUGGCGUGGAGACAGAUAUGUUGCAGGUAUCCGCGGGUGAAGCUGUCGUUGCGACACUAAAGUCUGAGGUGAACCGGCCGGAACGGCACAGCCGCGAUGUCCAAAAAAACAUCGGCGCAAUCUUCGAGACUGUCAACGAGACCUUCACGACCGAGAUGCUCGCCAAGCAGACCAAACUAAACGCCAUCGAAGCUUCGGUCCGACACGCCACUCGCGCCCUCGCGGACAAGCGUCAACAGGUUCAACGUGCCCAAGCCGCCCUCAGCGUCCUCGAGCAGACUCAGCAACAAUGUCAAAACGUCCAAAACCUGUUAUCAAGCGUGUCGGAGCUGGACUGGAUGGGGCGAGCGCCUCUCGCGAGCGAAGUAGCGGGUGGGGCUUCGAGUGGCACGGGGGAGGAGAUUGCUCUGCCAAACAGAGGAGAGGAGGGUGCGCUGGUGCAGCUGAGACGAAUGGCGUUGUGGGAGGACAGGGUGGCGGCGGUGUUGCAAGACCGGAUCGACGCGCUGCAGGGUCAAGGGGCGGACAAGGCGGUCAAGUACAGGCGGCUGGUCAGUCUUUGUACGAAGGUCCCGGUCGACAGAGUGGAUGGGAUGCUCGAUGGGCUCGCAGCGGCUAUCGAGUCAGACGGGAACUCUAUCGACUUGAGCAGGAUAAGUAAUUUCAUGAGCAGGAUGAAGCAGGAGCAAGCUGUCUGA